CCAGCGGCGCGGGUGCCAUGACGACGACGACCACCACAACCAGCAAUGGGCGCCAGACCGGCCCUCAGAUCUCCGUGUACAGCGGGAUCCCCGAUCGCCAGACCGUCCAGGUGAUCCAGCAGGCCUUGCAUCGGCAGCCCAACACGGCGGCCCAGUACCUCCAGCAAAUGUACGCCGCCCAGCAGCAGCACCUGAUGCUCCAGACAGCCGCCCUGCAGCAGCAGCACCUCAGCAGCACCCAGCUCCAGAGCCUGGCUGCUGUCCAGCAGGCCAGCCUGGCAGCCAACAGGCAGAAUGGCUCCUCUAGCAGCAAUGGCUCCGCGCAGACGCCGCCCCAGCAGCCCACGAUAAACCUGGCCACUUCUCCAGCUGCUGCCCAGCUUAUUAACCGGGCUCAGAGCGUGAACUCCGCAGCUGCAGCCUCUGGCAUCGCCCAGCAAGCUGUCCUGUUGGGCAACGCAAGCAACCCCGCCCUGACUGCUAGCCAGGCCCAGAUGUACCUGCGUGCGCAGAUGGCUCAGCAGAGCAACCUUGUGCAAGUAGCUAGGAGCCUAGGCCGUGCUGUUCCUUUGUCCCCCCAGCUCAUCUUCACGCCCACAGCCACGGUCGCUGCGGUGCAGCCGGAGGGCGCCACCCCUACCACUCAGCCAUCCACCACCACCGCUCAGGUACAGAAUUCGGCUCUGCGCAGCCAGCAGACGGUGACCCAAGGGUUGACUCCCUCGCCGGGCCAGCAGCUCCCUACUUUGGCCAUGAAGCCCGCCCCAAACAACAAUGGCAACCCUUCUGCUUCUUCAGCCUCUCAGGGCAAGGCUGCGGGGCUGGCCCCUGGCACCAAGGGGGGCAUGUCCGAGCAUGCGCAGGAACACCUUCGGAAAGGAGAAGGGGGCGGCGGAGGUGGCGGCAAUGGGGCAGCCGGCGGCCCGGAUGGACGGGGGAACGCUGGCACCCGGACAGUGACGCCCGUCACAACUCACCCGCUCAUUGCCCCAGCCUACUCUCCGCUGCAGGCCCACCAGCUCGUCCAGCAGAAGCCGAUGCAGCACCAGUUCGUGAUCCAGCAGCAGCAGCUCCAGCCCCGGCCUCAGCUGCACCCGCCCCAGCUCCAGGCCAUGCCGGCUCCAGGCCUCGGCUCGUCACCUGGCUUGCAGGCCCAAGCCCACCCACAAAGCCAGCCUCCGCUCGCUCACCAGCCGCAGUGCCAUGCCUCCGGCCAACACAAGCCCGGCAGCAACCAGAUGCCCCAACACUCCGCGCACCCCUCCCUCACCCCGGCAGCGGGGCAGCAGAGGGCAGAGGGCAGUCCGCCUGGCCGCCCCACCAGCUGCCUGAACCACCCGGCCCAGCGCAAAUUCCAGCACGCCUCGGCGGUCAUUCUGCAGCUGCAGCCCCCUGCGGGGACGCCCCAGGACAAUUCCAGGAAAGACGCCUUCACCGGUGAGAAGUCCUCGGCGGAGUCCCAGGCAACGCAGCCGCCUCACCUGCUCCAGACCACCACAAUGCCGCCAUCGGCUCCUCUCGAAGCGCAAACCUCUGAGUGCACCGGGACCCCAGCCAACGAUGCUGCGUGGCGGGAGCCCGGAGGCUGCCCGAUCGGCCCCGGCCGCCUGCGCGCCCCGCUUCGUUCCAGCGCCCAUGGAGCUCCGCCGGGGCUUUGCUCGGCUGCUGCCGCGCUGGUGACCCAGCGGGGAGGGGGCGCGGAGGGGCAGGGCCGGUCCACCCUCGGCGCCUCUGCCUUUGUCUGCUCGGUACAUCGCCUUCCCUCCUCUUUCUCCCAUGCAGAGGCCGGACGGGACCGCGUUCACUCGCAGCCGGACACCAGCAGCCCCGGCAUGACCUCUGGGAACGGGAACUCUGCCUCCACCGUCGCCGGCGCCGCCCCCCAAAACGGUGAGAACAAGCCGCCCCAAGCCGUCGUGAAGCCGCAGAUCUUGACCCACGUCAUCGAGGGGUUUGUGAUCCAGGAAGGGGCCGAGCCGUUCCCGGUGGGGCGCUCCUCCCUGCUCGUGGGGAACCUCAAGAAGAAAUAUGCCCAAGGCCUCCUGGCCGAGAAACCCCAGCAGCAAGACAACGCGACCACCACAGACUCUGAAAUGGAGGAACCCUAUUUGCAAGAAUCCAAAGAGGAGGGGUCACCCCCGAAGCUGAAGUGUGAACUCUGCGGCCGCCUGGACUUUGCAUACAAGUUCAAGCGCUCCAAGCGCUUCUGCUCGAUGGCAUGCGCCAAGAGGUACAACGUGGGGUGUACAAAAAGAGUGGGGCUCUUCCACCCCGACCGCAGCAAGCUUCAGAAACCCAGCACACCAUCGCACGGCCGGCGCCGGACCUGCAAGAGCGCCCUUCCCCCUCUCAGCAAAGAAAACAAAAAGCAGGCCCCGGCCUCCCUGACCCCCGGUUCCGGGCCCAUCUCCGUCACCGGCUCGCUGCAGCUGAGCCACACGCAGGAGGACUCUAGCCGCUGCUCGGACAACUCGAGCUACGAGGAGCCCCUCUCCCCUCUCUCGGCCAGCUCGUCCGCCUCUCGCCGGCGCCAGGGGGAGCGGGACAUGGAAUUGCCUGAUAUGCACGUCCGGGACCUGGUGGGUAUCGGGCACCAUUUCUUGCCCAGCGAGCCCACCAAGUGGAAUGUGGAAGACGUCUACGAGUUCAUCCGCUCCUUGCCGGGUUGCCAAGAGAUCGCUGAGGAAUUCCGUGCGCAAGAGAUCGACGGGCAGGCGCUGCUUCUGCUCAAGGAGGACCACCUCAUGAGCGCCAUGAACAUCAAGCUGGGCCCCGCCCUCAAAAUCUACGCUCGCAUCUGCAUGCUGAAGGACUCCUAGAAGCGUCCAGCCUGUCGUGCCUUCUUUGCAGGGAUGCUUUA
Messenger RNA from Euleptes europaea (tarantolino), 2860 nucleotides. RefSeq names its product polyhomeotic homolog 2 (gene PHC2). NCBI's taxonomy places the organism in Eukaryota, Metazoa, Chordata, Lepidosauria, Squamata, Sphaerodactylidae. The transcript has 15 exons. Bases 18 to 2819 code for a protein of 933 amino acids. The record is from RefSeq and is a predicted model, not a curated record. Gene Ontology annotation, molecular function: zinc ion binding; protein binding. Gene Ontology annotation, cellular component: PRC1 complex; nucleus.